UAGCGAGAAAUAACGGUGCCAAAAAGAAAAACCUGGACCCAUCAUAGCCCACCACAAUAGGAAAUUUUGUUCUGCUGGUUCAUCAUGACGUUUGAAUGAAACGCCAAAGUAAAAAGUCGAUAAAUACCAGGCAUGCCUCUGAGGAGAUCAUCUCAUUGCUUCUACAUACCUAUGUUCUCUAAAAAGCUUUUAGCACUACUGCUGCUUACCAUCCUCUCCUUGGUACUCGUUGCUGGUAAUGAUUCGAGUACUUUGCAAAGAAAAGGCCGAUGACGUUCAGACCAACUCACCUAUUUCUUUUAUACCGUGUGUAGAGUGCAAGGUUUUCCAAGCAGACGAUGUAUCCACAUGGGAUAAAUCCAAGCUCAAGUCUUGGCUUUCUGAGCAUAAUAUUAAUUAUGACUCCAAAGCCGAUCUUCCCAGCCUUGUCAAGCAAUAUCGCGAUUCCGCUACACAUUAUGCCAACUUGUUUGGCGUUAAAGUUGACCAGGCAACAAGCAAGCUUCAAAACAGUUUGACCGCCCAAAAGGACAUCUCUGGAGCUAAUGUUGAAUACAUUGUUGAGGAAGUCAAGCGACAGCUUCGUGUUCUUGAUCUUGAAGGCCAACUUGACUACAGACAUAUUCAGGGAGGCUUGAACAAGGCCAAGAAGAAUGUCAUUAAGCAGAAGGCUGCUACUGAAGAGCAGUGGGCUAAUAUUGUUACUGAUGUUGAAGCUGAAUUUCUUGACACAAAGCAAACUUGGUAUCAAAAGUUCUUCAGCAACAAGAAGACCGCAUCUGAUAGCGCUCAAGCAUGGCUGGACGAGACCAAGGCUCACCUUCAGAAGCAAAAGAACCUCUCCGAGGCCCAGAUUGACGAGAUCAUUAACUCUCUUCGUUCAAGACUUGGAAGUGUAAAUGAUUGGCGCAAAGAGUCCGCUAAGAAGGAUAAGACUUGGUUUAAGCAGCUGCAAAAGGAUUUGCAGUCUAAGGCCGACAUGACCCAAGAACAAGCCGAAGAGGUCAUUGCUGGUCUUGAGUCCGAUUUUGCUGGGUUUAAAACCUCUGCUAUCGAAUACGCAAAUGGAGCUUAUGAUAAUGGUCAAGCUUACCUUACCUCUUUUGUCGAACGUGUCACUACCAGCCUUCGCGAAUCAGGUGAAUUGACGCAAGCCAAGAUUAAUGAAAUCAUCGCUGCCAUUACAUCCCGCUUCCAAAAUGUGAACUGGAGAACCAUGCCACCACAACAACAGAAGACUUACCUUGAACAGUUGAGAGAUGAUAUCUCCGUCCGAUCUGAACAGACCAAGGAUCAAGUGAACAACAUUGUUUCUAUUGUCUCCAAGACUCUCGAAGACUACCUCGUUUCUAUCAAGGCCUAUCUUUCUCCUGGUGCAUCAGAAGCAUCCAAGAGCGCAUCCAGUGUGUACUCCGGUGCUACUGCCAAUGCAGACAGCGCAAAGAGCACUGUCGUCUCUGCCACUGAUAAUGCCAAGAACUCUGCUGCCUCUGCUACAGAUAAUGCCAAGAGCUCUGCCGCGUCUGCCACUGACAAUGCUAAGAGCUCUGUUGCAUCAGCUACCAAUGACGUACAAAAGGGUGUCCACAAAUGGUUAAGAGACAAUGAACGCAGUCUCUAUGAAAAGAAGGGAUAUGCCCAAGCACACAUUGACUGGGUUGAGAACUAUCUCAUCAACAAGUUCAAUAAUGCUCGUCGCAUCACUACUGAUGAAGUUAACGAUGCUGCCACCGCCAUUCAUGAAUACCUUGUAAAAACUGCCGAUGUCUCUGAGAAGCAGGCCAAAGCAACUGUAGAUCAAAUACGCAAUGGUCUCCAACACGCUCGAGACGAACUAUGAAAUAAUUGACCAUUUUCCCUCUUUUGUAUGAUUCCUACCUACAAUAAAAAAUUUUAACCCAUGUAUAU
Messenger RNA from Umbelopsis ramanniana AG, 1908 nucleotides. RefSeq lists its product as uncharacterized. The record is from RefSeq and is a predicted model, not a curated record. The coding region runs from base 239 to 1840 and encodes 533 amino acids. Lineage: Eukaryota; Fungi; Mucoromycota; Umbelopsidomycetes; Umbelopsidales; Umbelopsidaceae. The transcript has 2 exons.